This is a messenger RNA of Panicum virgatum (switchgrass), 833 nucleotides long. Its product is annotated as expansin-A31-like. Gene Ontology annotation, cellular component: extracellular region. The transcript is spliced from 2 exons. Lineage: Eukaryota; Viridiplantae; Streptophyta; Magnoliopsida; Poales; Poaceae. Bases 4 to 753 code for a protein of 249 amino acids. Gene Ontology annotation, biological process: plant-type cell wall organization. The record is from RefSeq and is a predicted model, not a curated record.
GAAAUGGCUAAACUCCUCAUGCUGUGCACGAUGGUUGCGGCGUGCCUCACACUUGCCGCCGCCGACUGGUCUCCCGGCACCGCCACAUUCUACGGAGGCGCCGACGGCUCCAGCACCAUGGGAGGCGCGUGCGGGUACGACAACCUGUACAACGCCGGGUACGGCGUGCUCAACGCGGCGGUGAGCCAGACGCUCUUCAACGACGGCGCGUCCUGCAGCCAGUGCUACCUCAUCACCUGCGACGGCUCACGCCCGGGCGGCGAGUACUGCAAGCUCAGCAAUUGCAUCACCGUCUCGGCCACCAACUUGUGCCCGCCCAACUACGCGCUCCCCAACGGCGGCUGUUGCGGCCCGGGGCGCCCCCACUUCGACAUGUUGCAGCCGGCGUGGGAGCACAUCGGCGUCUACCAGGCCGGCGUUGUCCCGGUCCUCUACCAGCGGGUGCAGUGCUCGCGCAGCGGCGGCGUGCGCUUCAGCAUGGCCGGCUCCAACUACUUCCUGCUCGUCAACAUCCAGAACCUCGGUGGCAGCGGCUCCGUGGCGGCAGCAUGGGUCAAGGGCGACAACACGGGGUGGAUCCAGAUGUCCAAGAACUGGGGAGCCAACUGGCAGGCGCUCGCCGGGCUUGUCGGCCAAGGGCUCAGCUUCGCCGUGACCAGCACCGGUGGGCAGUACAUUCAGUUCCUCAACGUCGUGCCGGCGUGGUGGCAGUUCGGCAUGGCCUUCUCCACCAACCAGAACUUCGUCUACUAGCUAAAAAAACAUGCCAGUGUUGGAGUUGUCGAUGUCCUUCGCCUUUUGUUGCGGUUCACUCGAAACAGUGACUGCGUGCU